Molecule: messenger RNA, 1924 nt
Organism: Brachypodium distachyon (stiff brome)
Lineage: Eukaryota; Viridiplantae; Streptophyta; Magnoliopsida; Poales; Poaceae
Product: vesicle transport v-SNARE 13
Exons: 5
Coding region: 556-1479 (307 amino acids)
Biological process (GO): vesicle fusion; vesicle-mediated transport; intracellular protein transport
Cellular component (GO): Golgi apparatus; ER to Golgi transport vesicle membrane; late endosome membrane
Molecular function (GO): SNARE binding; SNAP receptor activity
Source: RefSeq, a predicted model, not a curated record
GGGCGUGCCCUGCGCUGGGCGUGCUGGCGUGGCGGGCGGCAGGCGCUGCGAGCAGCUCGGGGCGAGCGGCGGCAGAAUGAGGCAAGCGGCGAGGCCGGGUUGGAGCGGCGGCUGCAGCUCCGAGCGCGGCUCGCCCCCGUCCAUGGCCACUCUCGGCUUCUUCCCCUGCUCGCGCGGCCACGCCCACAAGGUGUUUAUCAAAAUGUCAGGCAAAACUAUUUUUGGGUAUGAGGAUUACGGCUGGGUCUAUACUUCCCCUCGGUCAAGGGACACGUACAAGGGACACGAAGACGAGUGGAGAUGCUCUACGCCCCGGCGUUUGCCCUCGUGAUUUCUGUUCGGAUGGCUACUUGGAAGUUGGAUCUGACGAUAGCCGACGCCACUGGACAAUACGCUUUCGAAACUGAUUUGCGUAAACAGGUUAUCCUCCUCGGUCUCCCUUCCCAUUUCCCCUUCUCGUUCCUUCGUCCCGAGCCACCCUCUAGGCUCUAGCCUAAUCGGAACGUGGAAGAUUUCGAGAGGUUUAAGCCGGCCGGCGACCGGCUUCGGAUCGCCAUGAGCGAGGUAUUCGAGGGCUACGAGCGCCAGUACUGCGAGAUCUCGGCCUCCCUCUCCCGCAAAUGCACCGCCGCCUCCUCCCUCUUAGGAGAGAAGCUGAAGCAGAAGGCGUCGGAGAUCAAAUCCGGCAUCGAUGGCGCCGAGGCACUGAUAAGGAAGAUGGACCUUGAAGCAAGAAACCUCCAACCGAGCGUGAGGGCCGGGCUCCUGGCGAAACUGAGAGAGUACAAGUCAGAUCUUAACAACCUGAAGGGAACGUUAAAGAGAAUCACUACUGGCAAUGCUCAACAAGGGACCAGAGAGGAGUUGCUAGAGUCAGGAAUGGCAGAUACGUUGGUGGUAUCUGCUGAUCAGAGGUCAAGAUUGCUCAGGACAACAGAAAAGCAAAACCAGACAACUGAUCGGAUCAGAGAUAGCCACAGAACUAUGCUGGAGACUGAAGAUCUUGGAGUCUCCAUCUUGCAUGACCUACAUCAGCAGCGCCAAUCUCUCUUACGUGCUAAUGAUACGCUGGCUGGAGAGGAGAAGCUACAAAUUCCCACGCCCCAAUACCCUUCUCACUUAUCCUCUAUUUACGUUAGAAAUGCCACUCGACGCCUGAAACGUUUUCUUCCCAAACGACACUCUCCUCGUCCCCCAGAUCCCGAUUCCCUCCCUUUCCCCUUUCACGAGAGGCGGCCUCGCUAUGGUUCGGGCGCCACCGGGACGCCGCCUGAGAUAUGCGCUGCGCCACCAGCCUGCGGCCGGACCGCAUCUAGGAUAUCACCAAUGGCGGCCGCCGCGCACAUGAAGCGCGCCGCCCCUUGGUGCUCUGCUCGCGUCUCCCUCUUCACAGACGGCGUCUGGCGAAGGAGGGCAGCAGCAUGGAUGGCUGAUGGUGUGCUGGGGCGCAGUGGCGGAGCAGCGGUCGUGCAUGGAUGAGAUGGUGCUCUUCUUUCUCAACGGCGAGACGACGACCAACGACUGAAGCCUCCACGGACGCCGGCCCGGCGGCGAUUUCGUCCUCACAGACCGCCGGCAACAGCCUCCCUAUUUCGUCCUUCUGAACCAGCGCCACACCCUCCCCUGCAAUUUCUCCAGCUGAACUUAGUUUUCCUUUUUUGGAAUUUACAAUUUCUGAUUUACUCCUAUGAAUCUGUACAGUACCUAGCGGAAGGCUGGGAGAAGCUCUGAUGCAUUUUACGUUGAGUCAUUUGUAUGUAUGUACUGUAUAAUUUUUAAGCUUAUAAAAUACACAACAUCGUUGAUGGGUAUUAAAUGUAGCCUGUGGUUAUCAUUUUUGUGUGUUUUGAAACAAUUCACGGAUGCUACAGUCAUACUCGAUUCCUUCAAUCUUGUAAAAUGAAAAAAAAUCAUGUGUAUGUUU